Anneissia japonica is the source of this 4006-nucleotide messenger RNA. Its product is annotated as dnaJ homolog subfamily B member 6-like. The record is from RefSeq and is a predicted model, not a curated record. Bases 235 to 930 code for a protein of 231 amino acids. NCBI's taxonomy places the organism in Eukaryota, Metazoa, Echinodermata, Crinoidea, Comatulida, Comatulidae. The transcript has 9 exons. Gene Ontology annotation, molecular function: Hsp70 protein binding.
UAACCAACCGUGACCGACCUCUCUCCCAAAGUUUGCUUGUUUGGGUACUACUGUAUGGUUUAUUGUUACGACAUCAGCUACACAACAACGUACGUAGGGCCUAGGUCUAGUACUACCGAAGCCUGGAUGUAAACGUAUAACUUGACCUAUUAUACAUUCAUAACACUAGGCCUAGGUUCACAAAAGCGCUAAAUAUUGAGCCAUUUACUUUGUAUUUUUAUAUUCAGACGACACAUGAAGAUGCCAGAUUAUUACGAAGUUCUUGGAGUGAGUAAAACAGCUACAGCAGAAGAUAUUAAGAAGGCGUAUCGCAAGUUGGCUUUAAGAUGGCAUCCUGACAAGAACCCUUCAAAUAAGGAAGAAGCUGCAAACAAAUUCAAAGAAAUAUCAGCUGCAUAUGAAGUGCUAUCUGAUGCCAAUAAAAAGAAUAUAUAUGAUCGUGGUGGCUCAGAUUUUGAUUUUGCCAAUAACUUUGAUGACUUUCCUGGACAUCACCAAGGCUUUACCUUUCACUUCAGCCGUCCAGAAGAUAUUUUCAGAGACUUUUUUGGAACAGAUGAUCCUUUUUCAGUCUUUUUCGAAUCAAACUCAUCAAGGAAUGUGGGGCAUGGAAGCUUAUUUCAGGAUGGCUUUGCGACUGCUGGGUUUGGCUCAUUUGGGGGGUUUGGUGGUGGCCCAUUCUUACCACCGUAUAUGGGGUUGAAAAGCAUUCCUCAAAAUGGCUUUUCAUCAUUCUCAAGUUCAUCAUCAUUCGGCAGUGGGAGUGGUGGAGUUCGGAGGUCAUCUACAACAUCAAUCAAAACAGUUAAUGGCAAAAGAAUUAAAACUACAAAAGUUGUGCAAGACGGAAAUGAAAUUGUCACAGUAGAAGAGAAUGGGGUUUUACAGUCUAAAAUGAUUAAUGGAGAGUUGCAAGCUUUGCAAUACUAGUCAAAUUUCUUCAGCAUUAUUUACAUAUUGACACCUAUCAUCAGUCAGUAUCAAUGAGCAUCCUUCAGCAUUAAUCAUUUGCGUAUUGAAAACUCAAUAAUGUAAGAUGUAUAGUAGGAUUUAAUGUUUAAGAUAUUAAACAUUUACGAUCCUCUAGACAGCAGCUAAAGCCUGAUAUUGUUUGGAUUACAGUAUAAGUUACUAGAGUGCACUCGUUUUAGUUAAUCUCUGCCACACCACUUUAUUAAUGUGAUUUUUUACAACAUUUUGUGACCAUGACAGUUCACCCUAAAAUUGAAUGGCUAAUUUGUAAUGUUGUACUAAAUUUUAUGAUCUAUUCAUUACUUUUUGCUAUUCCUUUUAUAAAUGUGAGAUUUCAAAUUUCCGUGACCUUGACAAUUACCCUUUUCACCCCAAAAUUUAAUCACCUCUUCCCUAGAUAAACAUUAUUUAUCACUCAACUGAAUUUUUUGAUGAUGAUCACUCAUUAGUUUUGCAUUUAAGUAGGCAUACAAACAUCAGUGACAGGGAUGGCGCUGUUCCGAUGUCCCUGACGGGGGGGGGGGGUGUGACACCCCAAUGAGAGUGUAAGUGGCCAAGGUCGGUUGUUGCUCAAAAUCUCUCUGAAACUAUGACAAUUUAGAAGUUUAUAGCUUUGUAAAGAAUUUUAGAGUCUUAUAAUAUGUGAAGAAAAAACACAUAAUUUUUUUUUUCUCUCCUCGUCCCCCCCGGAGGGCUCACUCUUAAAUAUUUCUGUACAGGGAGGUGCCGCAUUUACGGGGUAUAUUUUCAAGGACUUGGUAGCACAAGUGUGGGAAAUAUGGGUGGAGUUGCAGCAUUUAUGAAGUAUACUUGUGAGGACUUGGUAGCACAUUUGUGGGAAAUAUCCAGGGUGAAAUUGGUAGUAAAAGUUCCUGGCCUAUACUGUGUUAAAGUGCAUGAUUUUCCGCACGAUGUUAGCUGGAAUCUUAAGUUAUACUUCGUGCUAAGCUGGUAAAGCCUCUUGCUAUCCCUACAGUACCUUUGGUACAGCCACAAAAUCACGACCAGACGGAACACUUUAUGCCAUCAGGAACCAGUCAAUAUUGUGCCCUCUCUGGCACUAUUGAAUGGCCUUUUUCAUGUCAUCUUUUAGAGCACAGUGCGAUUUUGGUAACAAGUCCCUACUAAUUUUCAGUAAAAUAGGUAGCACAAGUGUCUCAUAUCUUGAAGUGGCUGCGGCACCUCCAUGUUUGGUUGGUAUGCAAGUGCUCCCCGGGCCCGUCCCCCAACGAGUUGUGUUGUUCUGUACAACAGGUUGGGCUAGCUCUCCCCAAUGGGGGAGGGGCCCUUGUCACCACUUCCCAUCCCUGAUCAAUGACUACAUGACUUCUGUGGUGGAGGUAACCAAUCAAAGAAUAACCAAUAAAAGUAAAACCACUUCUGUAUUGAUAAUGAGACUUGUGUAAAAUGUACGGAUUGACAAAUCGGGGAAAUUCAUUGGGCUAUAAAGGCGAUAAAGAUUAGUGCUAAUCCAAUUAAUUAAUAAUAUGUGCCCCGAAUCAGGAUUUGUUGAAAUGACCUCCAAAAAUCCAACACGCCAAACUUACCAGUAAAACAGCGCCUGUAGGCAUCCAUCCUCCAAUAAAUGUUCUUCAGCGUGUCAAAUGUGUGACCUUUCAAAACAGAACAGCCUCUGACCGUGCUGUCGGGGUAACCCAAAUUAUCAUUAUUAUCAUUUUUUUCUAUGGAGGCAUGCUAUCAAAAGGGAAAAAAAAGAUAAUCAAUUGCUGGAAGUGCAAUGGCCAGGCUGCCUUCCAUUACACCGAUGCUGUAGACGUUAGAGCCACAUUAAUAUUUUGCUGGGAUUGCAAUCCCAAAAUCUCUGGGUAGCACAAGUAUUAAUAUUGUUACACCGGUGGCUGAUUCAAGGUGGGUGGGGGCCAGCCGGACUGGGCCACCCCUAAAUUAAAAAAAAAAUUUUAAUAAAAUUAUUUAAGAAUUGAAGUAAAAAGGAAAAUAAUACAAAUUUAGGUUUGAGAGUGCCAUUUCUGGCCAUCUAGAGGUGCCAUAGUCAUAAAUUUACUUAUCUCAGCCCCAAGCAUGGUGGGGCUGAGGUGGUCUAAACUUUCCAUCUGUGAAAGUCCCUCACUGGGCCUCCUCUAUUUCAAAAAGCUGGAUCUGCCACUGUACUCAAUGAAUGUAGUCCUAUAAAUAAAUGAAUAAAGAAAUUGUGUAAUAAAAUGCCUCUGACUGGACUCUAACCUGCGACCUGCAACCUCUCGCUGUCAAGGUGAGCAUCAUAACCAUUAGACCACUGAGGCUUAAUGGUUGAACAGAUCCAAAUGAAUAAAGACAUUGUGUAAUCAAAUGCCCUGGGGUUUCACCCCCCUGAGAACUCCUGCUAAAGGAGUCUCUCAGAGGGUACAUAGGCCUACUUCUGACACAGGUGGGUGUUUCAUGAGUAAUAGGUCUAGAUAGAAUCUUUGUUUUGUUUUUAAAAAGCCAGGGAGAAUAUGGCUAGGUGCUAUAACUUUAACCAUUUGACUAGAGAAUAUUGUUUUCUUUCAACAUAAAAAUUGACCAAAAUUUGUGUUGUUGAAUUCAGUGGAAACCAUCCCUUUUAUCUAAAAGCUCUUGCAUCUAUAUGUAAAUACAUUAAAUUCUAAAAGCUUGUGUUUAGUGAAGAAAAUAGUUAUUAGCUGUAGUGAUACAUUCUGUAUGAUGAAAAUUGUUCACAAGUAUUUAAUUUCUUUUUUUUUAAUUGUUAAUGUACAAUAUACCUAUCUACUAAACUAACUGAUUGAAAACAAUUUUCUUGUAUAAAACCCAGCUUCAUAGAUUUCAUUUCAGUGUGUACUGUAGGAAAAGAAAAACAUUUAUUUAAUUAUUUAUUCUGAAGUUGUAUGCUGUUAAUUAUAUGUUAGUUUUGUUUUCUGGAAUGAAAUUUUUAUGCAAAGAUCGAUAUCUAGCUAAUAUUUAAGAUACUGUAAAUAUGUAAAUUACCUCAUUUAAUUAAUUAAUUAUUUUUCUUGUUUUGGUAUUUUGCUUGAGCUAGUAAUUUUUUUUGAAAUAAAUAUAUAGGUACAAGAAAUGA